UAGUGUUUUUCUAAUUUAGUUCGAAAAUGACAUAUUUAAUAACAAUGCAUUCUCUAACUAUGAGCACAAUCGUCGUAACAGUGUUAUUAAUAUACAUUCCUUUCACCACCGAAUGCAAUCUUUCCUGCGGAAGCUCUUGUUGUGAAAGUAGUUACUGCUGUGAGAUAUCUUCAACAUGUCAAUCAUGUAGAAAAACGUGUUCGACUGCCUGCAGAAGCCAGAGUUGCGAGUACAACUGUCAUCAAAACUGUUAUCACCGAAAUGAUUGUAACCAAGAUUGUCACAAUAGGACUUGUAAUCCUAAUACCUUUUCUUCCACUUCGACUACAACUUAUCCCCGUCCUUAUCCGCGUCCUUAUCCCUAUCCAGUAACACCUGCUCCUUCUGUCUACAAAGUUAACAAUACCGGCAAUAGUUCGUUUGAAACUACACUUAAUCUCAAGAAUAUUGUUUCAAUAAUUAAUAACUUUAGUAUUCCAAUAAGUGUUAAUAACGAAAAUAAUGUUGAUGUUAAAAUAUCGUUAAAAUCAGAGACAAAUGAAGAAACUGUAAGUAAAACAAAUGAAAUUGUUAUUGAUAAAACUACAACUUGGAAACCUAUGCCCACAUUGCCCACGCCUAAGCCAGAGCCCAUGCCAUAUCCUGUCCCUAUACCUGUACCCAAUAUUCCUAUACCAAGACGCGUUGUAUAUAUUCCAGUUCCUCGUCCAAUUUUAGUACCAAUGGCACAACCAGGUUGUUGUAAUAUCAUUAAUUCUUGCCUUUCUGGUGGAAAUUGUCAGCGUUUCUCAAGCCAAUGUGGUUCCCAGUGUACCUCGAAUAACAUGUAUGCUCCGUCAAAUCCAUGUUCAACCGGAUGCAUCAGACGUCAAUUCGGAAUAUCAUAUAAUUGUUUUAGUUCCGGUUAUUGCCAACAAAAGCUAACUGACUGUGACAUGUGCAGUGACAAUUUUUAUAUGAAUUUUGAUAAUUAUAGAAGGUGUGCAGGGUGUUUUUCUGUACAAUAA
Molecule: messenger RNA, 1007 nt
Organism: Psylliodes chrysocephalus
Lineage: Eukaryota; Metazoa; Arthropoda; Insecta; Coleoptera; Chrysomelidae
Source: the annotation of a GenBank genome assembly